This is a messenger RNA of Blastomyces gilchristii SLH14081, 2528 nucleotides long. RefSeq lists its product as uncharacterized. The transcript has 2 exons. The coding region runs from base 402 to 1154 and encodes 250 amino acids. Lineage: Eukaryota; Fungi; Ascomycota; Eurotiomycetes; Onygenales; Ajellomycetaceae. The record is from RefSeq and is a predicted model, not a curated record.
GUUUGACGCAUAAGCGCCCGCUAACCCUGAGGCUCGCAUCUCGCGCUUAACCAAACCAAACUAAGCCGUAUUAGCGCAUAGCCCCAAUUGCGUCAUGCCUGUAGGAAUCACCCCUUAACGCUCGCUACUCAAUUGAGGUCACCCAGCAAGAUAGUGUAGAUUUUGCCCUCAUGCCAUCUAUAAUGUUGGAUAUAUUCUUGCUUCAAUAACAAGGGUGCUGUGGGGGGACAUCGUUACCUCUUAGCACCUCUCCCCUGCAAUCAAUGGAAGCCCAGAAUUGACAUUGACUCAAGUGCUGCAGCUCCGAUACCGGCCCUUCCCACUGUGACCAUAUAUUGACUACAUUUCACAAGAGAAGCAGAAGCUCUGAAACAAAAGCAGAUAUCAAAAUAACCAGGAGAAUGGGCACUAUGACCGUCAAGAAGACCACCAAGCGUCGCCGUCCGGUAUCCUUCCUCGAUCUCCCGCCUGAGAUUCGGCACGAAAUCUAUACACUAGCACUAAGCUGGCCAAACCUCCGCGGCCUCUUUGACCGCCUGCGCCGAGAAUGCGAACAGGACGAAGCAGCCUGGUUCGCCCAUUCAUCCCUCUCAAUGGGGUUAGGGGACAUGUGCAAUAAUGCUUGUCCGCUCCCGUCUCCCUCCAUUCCAGAAUCACGCUAUACUACGCCAACAAUCUUCCUGCUCAAUCGACAGAUAACGUAUGAAGCGCUCCCUGUUCUGCAUGCGCAGGAGUUAGUCAUAGACGAGCCACCGCCUUACUCGAUGGCGCUUGGGCGGCCGGUGGAUAUCACGGUGUUCAUCUCCGAAGGGGCACUACAGCGGGCUAGACGGGUCGUGUUGAAGAUUGACAUUGCGAAUUUGGCAAGUAGGUGGGCGCGCACGGUUGAUACGUUGCUAGAUGUUUGGUGGGUGGACAAUGGUCUUGAGAAGUUAAGAAUUGUGGUUGUAGGCGGGCUUGCAGAGGGGAGGAGGAAUAUGAUUGGCGAGGAAGGGGUAAGGAUAAUUGUUUUGAAGAUGUUUGCUAAAUUGAGGAAGUUCGGCAUGGAGAAUCCAUCCGGUGUCAAAGUCCUAUUUGAGGGCAGCAGUCCGCCUCACCCCCCGGUUAAAUGGUCGCUUGGAUCUAUCUCACGGGGCGAAAAUAUCGGAACCUGAUCAAUAUACCUGAUCAUAUUACGUCUCAAGCUAUGUCAUUCGGAAGGACUACAAUGAACAAAUACUUAACCGACAUACUAGCUACUUGGAUGUUUUACAGCAGUAUCAUUGCCUACCCGGGAAUCGGCCGCUCUCAAUCUCUUUUCCAGUGUGCCGUUCACUCGACCUCGAGGGGUCACUAGCGACUUUCAAUGAUAUUCGUCUUCUCUAGCCCGGGAUGAAGCCAGCAUGAAAGCACUCGCAACUUUGCAAUUAUAAAUUGUUAAGAAAUCACGGAGUCCGGGCCAGGUUUAAUAGCUUACGCAACCAUGCUCAUCCUAACAGAGUCUAGAGAUGCACCUAUGCCGGAGGCAUUUGACGUCAUUGCGUCACAUACGGGACAUCCGCCGUCGAUUACUGAAAUAAACAUUCUCAUCUUCCCAACCCCGUAUAAGAGAGACAGAAGCCUGGAAGCCUUCCCGACCUGGCCACAUUCUUUCAAAACACAUAUAUAUGCAGAUCCCGGCUAUCGGAUAGCAUACGAAUCCAGGACCCGUUGAAUCGGGAAAUAAGAUACAUAAGAUGGCGAUUCAUCCAUUCCUGUGGAUCCGGUCUAGCCAACUCGUUCAAUAUAUUCCCUGGUCGUCAAUUGGCUACUAUGCCGUUCCCUGUUUACUUUUUUAAAACAGGCGGAAGGUAAAAUACCAGUGGGAAUCAAAAAGGGCCCGAGAGUCGACAUUGUGUCAACCACCUCCCUAGCUUGACUACCCAGAGGAUCCGGAUGUCUGGGUGCGGCAGCCUAGUGAAUUGAAUUCCUCCCCGCCCCAAGAUCCUAUUCCUGUUCCAAACCAAUAUUGAAUUUUCCAUUCCUUCCUUCCUUCCUUAUUUUUUUAAAUUUUUUUUAGAGAAGAAAAUCUCUUAGAUGUCCCAGAUCUAGAAUUUGAGAUAGAAAAAAUUCCCCCCGUUGAUGACGUGGCUAUGGAUGCCUGCUGCGCAUCCACAACCAAUGAAUAACUGAUACUCAUUUUCAGGAUGUAUGGAAUAAUUCUCCUCGCAGGCCUAUCAUUGCCAACGCAGACGGCUGUCAUAUUCUGCCAGAAACUAGUAAAGCAGGAUUCCUCAGCUGUAAAGGAGAAAUUCAGAAACACACAUGAGGCCAAUCCUUACCCACCCAUACAUAAAUUAACUAUGGGGAGAGAUUGUCAUAUAUCUCUCUCUUAGUAAGCUAGCCCAACCAACUUUUCACCAAUUCCUGCUUUCUUUUUCUGGUUCCUUGCAUAGAGUGAGACCCGAUAUUUGUUUGACGAACAUGUUCUCCACAAAAUGUGGGGAGGCGCUUGGUGGUAAGGAGGGUGCGUCUGUUCUUCUGGGCGCUGGGGGGGGGGGGGGGGGGGU